GAAUUAUUUAGUCGAUAAUUUGAGCCCUUUAUAUCACUCUUUUAGUAGCAAAGGUUGGAAAAUUGUUUUUUCACAUUUUUGCUUGUUGACAAAGAUAAUCUAUUUUUUUCAAUACAAGGUUUGAUGGCUUUUGGCUCUAAUCACAGAGUAAUUUUUUUCUGUUUUAGGUGACAAAAUGCUGCAGUGUCUAUAUGUUUAGACACUAUUUUAUAGGCUGCAAUUAUUUGUAUUUUACUGCAGCUGUGAGCUGCCCAUAUUCUUAUGCUGCUUCUGCACACACACACAUACACUAAUUUUUAUGGCAUGCAUGUUAUAAGUAGUGCACUUCUUUGUAGAUCUGAAUUUCACUCACUCUGACACUGCCAUUUUCAAGAGUUUGUUGGUUUUAAGGUCUCUCUCUCUCACACACACACUUGGUCUUGAUUGGCUUUUUUCUUGGUUUUAUGUUUGUGAGAUUUUGUUGAGUUGAUUGAUGUGAAAUAGCUUAAUUGGUGCUUACAUUCUCAAAUCUGAAGUUGUGUUUGUCAAGAAUUGAGAAAAAAAAUGAGAUCCAUAGAGGAAAAAGGGUGUGUGAACAGCUGCCCCAUAGAAGAUAAUGCAGGUGGCAGCAGUUGUAUGAUCUUUGAUUUCAAGAAGGGCGGCGGCGCGGUGAGCCGGCCAUCGCCGCACCACCGCUCUUCAUUGGGGAAGCCGACGCCUUCGAAAUGGGACGAUGCUCAAAAAUGGCUUGUCAAUCUGUCUAGAGGUGAGAGGAAUCAAGCCAAGGCCUCGCCCCGCGACUCGAAUGCCGAUGACCGGCAUUUGAUCGCCUCCGCGUCUCGGAAGGAGUGGGCGGCCGAGGCCGAAGACGGGGCCGGGGAUGGAGGGGAUAAGUAUAAGAAUGUUGAGUGUGAUGAGUCAGUGUGGAGAGAAGGGGGUAAGGGAGAGAGUAGCCCUAAAUCAGUGGUGAGAGCUAUAUGUUUGAGGGAUAUGGGGACUGAGAUGACCCCAAUUGGGAGUAAAGAGCCCUCUCGGGCGGCUACUCCUAUUAGGGCUAGUAGUCCAACUGUGUCGGGCUCAUCUAGCCCUGUGAUUCGUAACACUGGUCGAGAUACUGGUCCCAGCCCGGCUCCGAGGAUAGAGGAACCGGUCAGGGACAGUGGCUCGACCGGUCAUUUGAGUAAUGGUGUGAAGGUAGAUGAGAUUAAGGUCGAUGACAAUUCUAGGGCGUUGAAUCCCUUGGAAGCUCGGGCUGCGGCUUGGGAGGAGGCCGAACGGGCCAAGUACACGGCAAGGUACAAACGUGAAGAGAUGAGGAUUGAAGCAUGGGAAAAUCAUCAGAAAAAGAAGGCUGAGGUGGAGAAUCGGAAAGCAGAGGUUAAAGCGGAGCAGCUGAAAAGCCGUGCAAAAGAAAAGUUGAAUCAGAAAAUAGCAAGUACGCGAAGAGUAGCCGAGGAGAGACGCGCAGCCGCAGAAGCUAAACUCAAUGAGAAUGCGAUGAAGACUUCGGAGAGAGGAGAUUAUAUAAGAAGAAAUGGCCAUCUUCCCUCUUCUUUCUCAUUUUACUUCUCCUCUUGUGGUUGGUAGCAACCAAUUUUCACUUGUAAUUAUACUUGUUUAUAUAUUUAAUAUCAGUAAUGCACUCAAUUCGAUUUAUUCAAAGUAUGAUCAUUGUCACA
This is a messenger RNA of Salvia hispanica, 1658 nucleotides long. RefSeq lists its product as uncharacterized. NCBI's taxonomy places the organism in Eukaryota, Viridiplantae, Streptophyta, Magnoliopsida, Lamiales, Lamiaceae. The record is from RefSeq and is a predicted model, not a curated record.